UUAGGCGGAAGAGAUCGGGGCCGUGUUUCCGGGGGAGCAGGGGGAGCGGCGGGCGCCGCCAGCGUGUCCCGGGGCCGGGGGUCGGGGGCUAUGGGCCCGGCCCGCCGCAGGGACGCGCUCCGGCUGCGCGGCGGAGGGUCCCCGCCGCUGCUGCGGCUCUUCCCCGGCCGCCUCUCCGCCUUCCCGCUGUUCCUGCUGGCGCUGCUGCUCGGCUUCGCUUCGCUGCUCUGGCUCCAGCUCAGCUGCUCGGGCGAGGGGCCGGCGCCGGGCGGGCAGCACCGGGGGGCUCCCCGGCAGCCCUGCCCGGCCCCCGAGCCGCCGCAGCCGCCCCAGGAGGAGCCGUCGUGGGCCCCGCACCGGCUGGCGCUGCUUGUGCCCUUCCGAGAACGCUUCGAGGAGCUGCUGGCCUUCGUGCCCUACAUGCACCGCUUCCUCAGCAAGAAGAGGAUCCGCCACCGCAUCUUCAUCCUCAACCAAGUGGAUCAUUUCAGGUUUAACAGGGCAUCCCUGAUCAAUGUGGGCUUCCUGGAGAGCGGCAAUGACACCGACUACAUCGCCAUGCACGACGUGGAUCUCCUGCCCCUCAACGAGCACCUGGACUACAGCUUCCCAGAGGCAGGGCCCUUCCACGUGGCAUCCCCUGAGCUGCACCCACUCUACCACUACAAGACCUACGUGGGUGGCAUCCUCCUGCUCACCAAGCAGCACUAUGAGUUGUGCAAUGGCAUGUCCAACCGCUUCUGGGGCUGGGGACGGGAGGACGAUGAAUUUUAUCGACGUAUCAAAGGAGCUGGUCUCCAGGUCCGUCGUCCCUCUGGAAUCACAACUGGAUACGAGACUUUCCAGCACCUGCAUGACCCAGCCUGGAGGAAGAGAGACCAGAAGCGCAUCGCUGCGCAGAAGCAGGAACAGUUCAAGGUGGAUCGGGAGGGAGGCCUGAACAACGUGAGGUACCGAAUCGAGUCACGCACAGAUCUGAGCGUGGCAGGAGCCCCUUGCACCGUCCUCAAUAUCCUGCUGGACUGUGACACAAACGAGACCCCCUGGUGCACGUUUGGCUGAGCCUGUCCCUGCGUGCCAGUCGUGUGCUCUGUGCUGGUGCCAAGGCUCCCUGGCUGCUGUGCAGCUGCCUGGAGCAGGCAGGGAUUUACAGCGGAUGAGUAUGGCAGUGCUGGCGAGACACAGAGGAGUAGAAGAGGCUGAGAACUGGACUUUGCUGGGAGCAACAGAAGAGGCUGAGAGUGGGACUCGCUGCAGGUGCUGGUGCUGCCUCCCAGGGCAGCUGCAGGAGGUGGCUUUCCUGUGCUGGACAUGGCUGAGCUGCCACGCAGCUCAGAGGACAAUAAAGAACUGUCAGGGCACCUGUGAGUUCUGAAUGCCCUGGGCUGUGCUGGCACUACUCCA
Serinus canaria (Common canary) is the source of this 1404-nucleotide messenger RNA. It is a transcript of the gene B4GALT7, whose product is annotated as beta-1,4-galactosyltransferase 7. The transcript has 6 exons. The record is from RefSeq and is a predicted model, not a curated record. Gene Ontology annotation, molecular function: xylosylprotein 4-beta-galactosyltransferase activity. Lineage: Eukaryota; Metazoa; Chordata; Aves; Passeriformes; Fringillidae. Gene Ontology annotation, biological process: proteoglycan biosynthetic process; carbohydrate metabolic process. The coding region runs from base 91 to 1062 and encodes 323 amino acids.